Molecule: messenger RNA, 4834 nt
Organism: Ceutorhynchus assimilis (cabbage seed weevil)
Lineage: Eukaryota; Metazoa; Arthropoda; Insecta; Coleoptera; Curculionidae
Source: the annotation of a GenBank genome assembly
AUUUUCACUACAUAAUUAAUUAAUUUAAGGAUUUUUCAUCCAUUUAUAAGUUUGGCAACGCCACAACUAAAUGUCACUUGUCACCCGAUUCCACCCCCUCAGAUCGAUUUUUGACAGUUUGACGCAAGCGCGCCAGUGUCGUUUUUCCGUUUUUUGGGUUCGCUGGUCCUGAAUAGCGAGAUUGAAUUAUUGUUGCCCAUAUAUUCUUUCGAGAAAAUUCCACCGAAGACAGACAUUUAUUACAUAGUUCCUUUCCGGGCACACAAUGCAGUACAACAACGUGUACCACAAUAGCCAGAUAUACAGGUCGAGACCGGACCGUCAAGACCAGCAACAGCAGCAACAACAACAACAGCAAUACGGAAAACAACAGUCCAACUAUUGGAACGGACCUCCGCAGCACGCCAUCGCCCCAGUACAAGAUUUCGGAGGGCCCCAAAUGAGACAACAACAGUACAACAAUCGCAAAUUCCAAAACCGCAACUAUCAGCAGCAACAAGAUAACGCCAUGUCUGAAGGUGGUCAAUGGCAAUCGACAGGCGAACUUGAACCAUUCAAAAAGGACUUUUACGUGCCUCACAAAAAUACAACAACAAGAUCUGAAGAAGAUAUUGACAAGUACCGAGAGGUGAAGGACAUUAUUGUGCAGGGUGCCAACGUGCCUCAGCCCAACUUUAAUUUCGAAGAGAGCAGUUUUCCUGAUUACAUCAUGCAAGUGCUUAUGGGGCAAGGCUUCAACGAUCCUACUUCAAUCCAGGCCCAAGGUUGGCCUGUUGUUUUGAGCGGAAGAGAUUUAGUUGGUAUUGCUCAAACUGGUUCAGGCAAGACUUUGGCUUAUAUGCUACCGGCUGCAGUUCACAUUAACCAUCAGCAAAGGCCUCAAAGGGGAGAGGGCCCCAUUGCCCUUGUACUGGCUCCAACUAGAGAAUUGGCUCAACAAAUUCAGAAAGUCGCCCACGAAUUUGGUACCAACACAAUGAUCCGGAACACCUGUAUCUUUGGAGGUUCGCCCAAAGGUCCGCAGGCGCGUGAUCUAGAAAGAGGGGUUGAAAUUGUAAUUGCCACUCCUGGAAGGCUGAUUGAUUUUCUGGAAAAAGGCACCACCAAUUUAGCUAGGUGCACCUAUUUGGUGUUGGAUGAAGCUGAUAGGAUGUUGGACAUGGGAUUUGAGCCCCAAAUUCGGAAGAUUAUCCAGCAGAUCAGGCCUGAUAGACAGGUCCUGAUGUGGAGCGCCACCUGGCCAAAACAAGUUCAAGCUCUGGCCGAAGAAUUCCUAGUCGACUACGUCCAAGUUAACAUUGGAGGCCUUUCUUUGUCGGCCAAUCACAACAUCAAACAAGUAGUAGAAGUGUGCGAAGAACCCGAAAAAGAAGAAAAACUAAACGGACUUUUGAAACAAAUCGCUUCCGAUAGGAACAAUAAAAUAAUAAUUUUCGUUGAAACAAAAAAGAAGGUGGACGACAUUACAAAAGCCGUUAAAAGCGUCGGUUUCUCAGCAAUCUCAAUCCACGGCGACAAGUCGCAACCUGAGCGCGACUACGUCCUCAACGAAUUCCGCACUGGAAAAUUCUCAAUUCUCGUAGCCACCGACGUUGCCGCAAGAGGCCUUGAUGUAGAAGACGUAAAAUACGUCAUCAAUUACGAUUAUCCGAAUUCCAGCGAAGAUUACGUACACAGAAUCGGCCGUACAGGCCGUUGCGAGCAAGCCGGCACCGCCUACACCUUUUUCUCGGCCAACAAUCAACGUCAGGCCAAAGAUCUGAUAUCCGUGCUGGAAGAAGCCGGUCAAAACGUACCGGCCAAGUUGCAAGAGUUGGCACAAUCGUCCCGCAACGGCCAACAAACCGGCAGGAACCGUUGGAACCAACGCAACAAAGAUAACUCUUCUCCCAACUCCAACAACCCGAAUCAGCGCAACUCUUGGCAAAAGAAACCGCAAAACUUCAACAACGGAAUGGAGUUUUACGGUAAUAGGCAACAAAACGGUGGCGGGUCUCCUAAAAAUGGACCUCAACAGAACAAUUUCCAUCAAAAACCCAGAUACAAUAAUGGCGGAUUUCAGUACCAAAAUCAACAAUAUCAGCAACAGCAGCAACAAGCUUACCAGCAAAGCUACAGCCCGCCUUUGUACAAUCCUCAAAUGGGCGGACAACAAAGAAACAAUUACGCUCAAGGCAAUCAGCAACGCUUCAACAACCAACAAAGGUACCAGAACCCGCGCCACCAGCAACAGCAGCAGUACCACCACCAAUCGGCCGCCCCUUUUAUGCCUCAAGCUGGCAAUCAGGCUACUUACAUGAUGCAACCUGCUUCGGGUGUGCCUGAUGGGUUGCAAAGUAUUAUCGGGCAUAAGUUUUUCCAGAGCAGGGGCUUGACUGGUGCGGCCAAUCCUUGCGCUUACCAGCAGAAUCAGGGGGGUCCUUAUGGGGGACAGUACCCUGCUGCUGCUGUCAGUUACACUACGGCUGCCGCUUAUCAUCAGUAUGCAGCUGCUGCGCCUGCUGGGACUGUUCAGCAGUAGUGAGGGGUAUUUGGGUUGAAUUUAUUUCAAAAAAGAGAAAACACAAUCGCAACAGCUAACAGCGGACGCUAUGUAUUGAAACGCGCCAGCUCCCCGCUCUAGCAGACAAAUUUUUUUUAAUUAAAUAUAUAAUUGGGAGAUAAGUCAGACCUUUCAACGUUUCUUCUAAUAUUUAGUAAGUUUAGGCUUAAGGUAAGAGACUUCAGGGCAAUUAUUCUCAAAACAAAGAUACAGUAUAGUGUUCUCAUGCAAUACCUAUUUCUAUAACACAUUGAUAAAGACAAAGUUCUUUGGUUUCGAGAAUAAAUAUCCAGAUUGUAUGAGAAAGCGUUUUGUUUCGGCCAAUAUGGCUGGAACAAACCCCAAAAAAAAAAAAUUAAAUGUGUAGUGUGUAGUAAAUUUACCCUGUAUGCCAUUGAAAUGCACGAAACUAAUAGAAGGGGAGUUUCGGCUAUGUUUAAAAUAAACGAAAAAAAAAAAAAGUAUAGUAUUUAAACGAAAAAAUACCAUGAUAUUAUAUUAUUGAUGCUAAGCGGUGCUAAAAAAAAAACACAUCAAACAAAAACAGGAUCCCAAUUAAUUAUUAUUAGGUUUGUUCGUACAACAAUCACAAACCAGUCAGAAGGAAUUUCAUUGGUUGAAAACUAGUGUUUCAAUUCGUGAUUGGUUUGUGAUUACUGUGCGAACAGACUUAUUAUUGGCAAUAAUUUUUUGUCAAUCUUAUACACACAGUAUUCUUUAGGUUUUAAGUUUUUCUUUUGCCCCUUGAAGACACGCGCGCGAAUGUAAUUUUAGUUUUAAAACGAUUGCAGAAGGGCUGUGUUUCUAUUGGACAAAAAGAAAAAGCGCGGUAAUUUUGAAAGUAAAGAUGUUUUUUAGCCAAAGAAUAAAGAGUGAUUGUUUUUGACCAAGUUACAUGUAUGACUUAUAUUUUGUUUGAAAUCAAAGAGAGCAUUAUUAACCCAGUUUUGGUUAUUUGUCUUUAUUGUUUGACAAAAAUUCACAACUACGAGAAGGUAGUCACUUUGUGGAGAUCUUAUUAGAACUUCAUGGAUAUGUGUAUUUUUAAGUAUUUCUAUUAGAUAUCAACUGCUGGGCCUUGACUCUCAAACGUCGUUGCCAGUCAAGUACUCUGUCCAUGUAAAUUCAUAAGAUCUCCAUCCCUUAGGAGAACAGAAGAUUUCCACAGUGACUCUCCUCGUAUGGCUGUCAGUGCAGAUAUAUAAAACAAUCAAAUAAGUUUAUCUUAUUAUUUUUAAUCGCUCGAAUGUAAUAAUAAUCAUUGAAUAAAUGGGGUUUCAGUGAAAACUAAUAUUUUUUUAAACAAAACUAAAAAGGAUCUUUUUUAGCAAGGACUGCUAGUGUCGUGUAAAUAUAAUAUGUAGUAUUAAGUGAUGAUUUUUUUUUUAUUUUAAAAUCUCUCUAUCUGUCUCUCGUUUUGUCGUUUAUUAAGGCGUGGUGCUAAAUUAACUCGCGAUCGAACGGUCAACAAAUAAAUUAGCUCACGGUGACAUCUGUGAUAUAUUUUUUUUUUUUUUUCGAGAGGUAGCAAAGAAUAAUAACUUGUUCCGAAUAAUUGAACAAUACUAAAAGAGGGCGUAUAUAUAAUAUUGUGAUAAUUAUUCCCAAUUUUUAAUAUAAAGACUGAUGAAAAUAUUUUUCUCUCUCACUCGUUUUCUUAAGGGCCAAGUUAUCCUUGGCUUUUUUUAUCCUGUGGUUGAAUCAGGGUAGAAUGAAUUUUUUAAAAGAAAUAUUUUCGUAAUAGUUUUUUUUAGGGUUCACUUUGGCCUCUAAUAUAGACUAAUUGAUUUUUCCGCUAGCAGGGGGAAAGUUACUUAUUAUAUUUAUUGUAAAAUUAAAACGUACCUCGAAAAAAAAUUCGGAAAAAAUUGUGUGAUAAGUACACAUUAAAACUAAAAAUGAAGAGUAUAUUAUUCUGUGAUGUUAUCUAAUAGUUAAGCGCCAAUACGCAUGCGUAACGACAACUUGUGUAAUUAUUAUUUUUUUUUUUUUAAUUAAUAAAGAGUACCUUGAAGAAGAUUUAAGGCCUGGGCCCGAUUUUUCACAAAAAAAAAGCUGGCCUUUAACUCUUAAAACAAACAAAGUGAUAUAAUAAGUUUCAGAUACUCUUCUGUAAGUUUCAAGGUUUGUGCAUUUCUUGUAUGUAAUACAGUAUUAUAAUGUAAUAAUUAAUCUUAUUAUAAUGAUAGUGUGUUUAUUUUUUCUUUUCAUUUUGGAAAUUAUGAUUUUUUUUUUUUUUUUUGUUAUUAUUAUUAUUUUGUCAAAAUCGAAAUAAAUUUAAAUUAGCUAUUA